AUGGGUCUCACGCUUAGUCGGUUAUUUGCGAGACUGUUCGGGAAGCGCGAGAUGCGCAUUCUCAUGGUCGGGCUCGACGCUGCCGGGAAGACGACGAUCCUGUACAAACUGAAACUGGGCGAAAUCGUUACCACGAUCCCGACGAUCGGCUUCAACGUCGAGACCGUAGAAUAUAAAAAUAUAUCGUUCACGGUAUGGGACGUAGGUGGUCAGGAUAAGAUUCGCCCGUUGUGGCGUCACUACUUCCAGAACACGCAGGGAAUCAUUUUCGUGGUGGAUAGCAACGAUCGGGAGCGCCUUCCCGAGGCUCGCGAGGAACUCCAUAAGAUGCUAGCUGAAGAGGAGUUGCGCGAUGCGCAUCUUCUCGUAUUCGCGAAUAAGCAGGAUCUGCCCAACGCGUACUCGGCGAGCGAGAUCACCGAGAGACUGGCGCUGCAUACGCUGCGUCAACGCAACUGGUAUGUGCAAAGUUGUUGCGCAACAACUGGCGACGGUCUUUUCGAGGGCCUCGAAUGGCUCUCUCAACAACUGGAUGAUAAAUACUGA
Messenger RNA from Cyanidioschyzon merolae strain 10D, 546 nucleotides. RefSeq names its product small GTP-binding protein Arf1. The coding region runs from base 1 to 546 and encodes 181 amino acids. Gene Ontology annotation, biological process: intracellular protein transport; vesicle-mediated transport. Lineage: Eukaryota; Rhodophyta; Bangiophyceae; Cyanidiales; Cyanidiaceae. The transcript has a single exon. Gene Ontology annotation, cellular component: cytoplasm. Gene Ontology annotation, molecular function: GTPase activity; GTP binding. The record is from RefSeq and is a predicted model, not a curated record.